AUGCUCGCGACGACACCAAACCCUCGGAAACCAAAAGGUUCACGCCCGUUACCGUCCCACUCGAGCUCGUCGUCGAGUAGCAGCCAGUCCACUUCUGGGACGCGCUCGGCCGUCCCGUACUCGGAGUAUGGGGGAGUCUACGAGCCGUCAACACAUCAGGAGGAGCAAUCUGCGUAUGGAUCGCGCAUGAUGUUACCUGAACUCGCCCAUCCCGUCCCGCGGCAGGCCCAGGAUUCACUGCUCAACGCGCCCGCCCAGCCAGCGAGCCGUUCGACGACACCAAAGCCCAAAUUACCGUCUCUGAAGACGAGUGGAGGUGCCGUGGGCGGUAUCGGUGCUCCUGAUCCAGACUUCUUCGACAGUGCUGAUGUGCCACCGCUACCGCUUUUGCAGUCUGUGCGUCCGCUCGGAAUGUCCCUGUCCCUUCAGAUGGCAAACCCCUCUCGAAAUGCGCCGAUGCCUCCCAAUGCCGAAGAUGGCGCGCCCCGCCCGACGCUACGACCACCGCCCAUCGGAGGGGGUUCAAACAAGAAACGUGGACCGCUCCUUGCGAUCCCAAUGGGCUCAGCGCCAAUUGGUGCUAUUGGCGCAGACGAACCAGAUGCGCUCGACCUCAUCGGACCCAUCGACGAUUUAAACCUCACGAGCGGUAGCACUCGUAAAUCCAACGGUGGUCAACCAAUGACCCCGCUCAAUCUCGGAGGAGACGAUGGAGACGUGACCGUUCGUCCUGCACUCCCACUCCCGCACGGUCACGCACAAGCAAAGUCGAUUGACAAGAUCAAGGCAGUCAUUUCACCCGGACCAUCUACAGGCUCACCUUCAUCUACAAAUGCAAACGAAGACGAUUGGGCAGAGGCCGAAGAGUUUUUGGUCGAUGUGAGUCGUCUCGGAGAAGGCGCUGGAGGCGAGGUAUGGAAGGUCGAAGAUACUCGAACGGGUACCAAGCUCGCAAGGAAGAUUAUCCAAGCCAGAACGACGCCACCAAAGCAGUUGGUGCGAGAACUCAAGUAUCUCAAGGACACUGGCCAUUCCAACAUUGUUCGCUUCUACGGCGCAUAUAUCAGUCCUAGCAGUUCCGAAGUCAAGGUUCUCAUGGAGUAUUGCGAAGGAGGUAGCCUGGAAGCUAUUGGAGAGAAGAUCAAGCAGGGCAAGGGCAGGGUCAGCGAACCCGUCGCAGCCAAGAUUGGGGAAGGGAUCUUCAACGGUCUCAAUUAUCUACACUCUAAGCGAAUCAUCCAUCGUGACAUCAAGCCCUCAAAUGUGCUCGUUUCCAAGCAUGGUACAGUCAAGCUAUGUGAUUUUGGUGUCUCUGGCGAACUCGUCGACUCGUUUGCCAAUACCUGGACCGGAACUAGCAUGUACAUGGCCCCGGAGCGCAUAAAGGGUGGCCAAUACACUAUUCGUUCCGACGUAUGGUCAUCGGGACUUACGCUCAUGACAUUGGCCCAGAAUCGCUUCCCUUAUCCGGAAGACUUGACUGGUAUCAUCGAGCUGAUCAACUAUAUCACCAAGGAGGACAUUCCAAAGCUCAUGGAUGAAGACGCGGACCAAGACGGUUACGCAGAAGUUCAAUGGAGCCAAAACAUGAAGGACUUUAUCGACGUGUGCCUAACUAGAGACGAGAGUCAACGGCCCAAGCCAUCGGAGAUGCUACAGCACCCAUGGCUUGUCGAGAGCUCUCAGCGCAAAGUCAACAUGGCCCAAUGGAUACGAGAGGUUUGGGGCUGGGAGAAGCGUGGCCGACCAACGGGCUCGAGUCACGGUUCGUCGCAAUCUAGCGAUCGUCAAGCCAGUGCCGCCCGUGUUCAGCGUACACCGAGCAUGACUCGGGCGUAA
Messenger RNA from Serendipita indica DSM 11827, 1839 nucleotides. The record is from the annotation of a GenBank genome assembly. NCBI's taxonomy places the organism in Eukaryota, Fungi, Basidiomycota, Agaricomycetes, Sebacinales, Serendipitaceae.